Molecule: messenger RNA, 2343 nt
Organism: Meleagris gallopavo (turkey)
Lineage: Eukaryota; Metazoa; Chordata; Aves; Galliformes; Phasianidae
Source: RefSeq, a predicted model, not a curated record
CAGGUGUUUGUGGUGAUAAGAUGGAGCCUUCCCCGUUUAAUAGAAGACAAUGGACUUCUCAGUCUUUGAAAAUCACUGCAAAAGAGCUUUCUCUCGUCAACAAAAAUAAGUCAUCAGCUCUUGUGGAAAGGUUCUCCAGGUAUCAGAAAGCAGCUGAAGAAGCCACGUCUGAGAAAAAAAGAAACAGCACAGAAAAUCUUCCCCCUCAUUUUAAGAGAGGGAAUCUGAGCGUCCUAAAGAAGAAGUGGGAGAAUCCAGUGCCGGGAACGGAAUCUCGGAAGGAAACGCUCCGAAGCAGCUGUGCUGAGGGUAGGCACAGGGUCGAGAGCCCCGAGCUGGGAGUUGGAAGCAGCCUUGCUUUUUCCUCAGACACAGAGCAGAUCCCGGCAGCCGGCACAGCAUCUCACAUCCAGGCCUCUUCUGGCACCCCUGGUCAGCUGCAGUGUCCUGGUGUUGACAGCAGAAAGUCUCAAAGCCACUCACAGGAGAGUGGUAAAAUGGAAAACUAUCUGAGAGAGUCCAGAGAAGUGGAAAAGCCCGAAGCCAGUGAAAACACAGAGUCUUCAGGGAAGAUAGAGAAGUACAGCGUUCCGCUGAACAAGUUAAAGAUGAUGUUCGAAAAGGGUGAAGCAGCCCAGCCCAAGGUUGCCAGAGACCAGAGGAAGACAGCAAUUGGUAGGAGGAUUUCUGAAAACAGCUUCUCUUCAGAGGACCUUGAUGUUGGCCAAGGAGAGAAGAGUCACAGUGCAUCAGAUGGAAGUCCAGCGCUCAGCCCAGAUAAGGUAGAGACCAAGAAAAGCCUAGAGAUGCCUCGGUUAACAGAAACUUCAAUAAAGGAUAGGCUGGCAAAGUAUCAGGCAGCUGUGUCCAAGCAGGGCAGUUCCUCAGGCCUCGUUACCACGAAUGAGAUUCAAGCCAGUGAAAAUGAAAUCAAGAAUUACAAAUCUGAGCAGAAGGAGAAUAUGCCACCAAGUUUUGAGGACUGCAUUUCCUAUCAGGAUGGGGAGAAGGUUUCUGUAGGUGAGAACUUGUCUUUCCCCUCCGGCCUUUCAGAGGAUGGCAAUGUUGGACAAAACCUGGAGAGUGAGACAGAAAUUCAGAAACCUGUCAGCACAAAACAGCAAAACUUUGGUUCCAAAUCACUUGGCCAGACGGAUGCAUCUCUGCCAAAAACGGUGAAGAAGUUUCAGUUGCCAGCAAAGGAAACCUGUGUUGGGUGUCAGAAGACAGUGUACCCAAUGGAAAGGCUCCUGGCCAACCAGCAGGUGUUCCACAUCAGCUGUUUCCGCUGUUCCUAUUGCAACAGUAAACUCAGUCUUGGGACAUACGCAUCUCUGCGUGGGAAUAUUUACUGCAAGCCUCACUUCAAUCAGCUCUUCAAAGCUAAAGGUAAUUAUGAUGAAGGCUUUGGACACAAACAGCAUAAGGAGUUGUGGUCAAGCAAAACAGAAUGUGAGGAAUCCCUGGAGAAAACUCUCCAUGGUGUAAAUGCAACUGAGAGUCCUCAAAACCCAGGAGUAGAGGAUGCCCCAAUUGCAAAAGUAGGAGUUCUGGCAGCAACUAUGGAAGCAAAAGCUUCAGCUUUGCCUGAAAGAGAAGAGAAACCAGCAGAAACAAAAAAGCUCAGGAUUGCCUGGCCGCCUCCCUCUGACCAAAGUACUCAAGGAAGCACUUUGGAUGAGGGUAUCAAAGUAUUAAAACCCAAAUGGCCCCCAGAAGAAGAGAGUUCCAAGCCAGAUGUGUUGGAGGAUGUGGAUCUGGAUCUCAAAAAGUUAAGAAGAUCUUCCUCACUGAAGGAGAGAAGUCGUCCCUUUACGGUAGCAGCCUCAUUUAGAACAGUAUCUGUGAAAGGCCAUAAAACAGACAAUUCAUCCUCUCCUUCUAAGGCAGAGAGAGACAUGUUGAAAAGAAGCGAGGAACUGGAGAGAGAGGUUGUGGCAGACAAAAAGCAAAAGGAAAAAAUUGAGAAUAGGAACAUGCAGAAUGCUGAGGAGAAAAAUGUAGAGGAAGAGCGGGAAUUGCCUGGUGUCAAAACAGCAGAGCACAACUUUGUAGAAAAUGGCCAGGAGAAUGCAGAGACAGAUGAGGAAGAACAUGCUGUGGAAGAGCAGCAAACCCCAAAUGAAGAAUUCCUUGAACCAAAUUCUCCAAAACAUUCCAGCUUCUCCAAUGUAACUGCAAAGGAAUCUUCUGACCAGAAUCGCAAAUCCCAAGAUGUUGGUUUCUGGGAGGGUGAAGAUAUGGAAGAUUUAUCUGUGGAAGAACAGAUCAAAAGGAACCGUUACUAUGAAGAUGAUGAUGAAGAAUGAAUAGGCCUUUUAUAAUAAAACUUGCUUCAAGGUG